GGUGGGCACAGGAGCUCGCCUGGUGCCCGCCAGCCGUGCCCCUGCAAGCGAGCGAGCCCGCCAGCCCUCCCGAUGCCCUUGCCGAGCUCCUCCUCCUGCAGGUGCGUACAGUGCUGCCCGGUCUGUGCUGCCGCCGCUGCGCACUUGAGGGAAGGGGCCCGGGCCGCCGCUGCCGCCGCCUGCGGGGAGGAGGCAGAGGAGAAGCUCCUCCUGCCCAGCCGCUGCCAGCCCCUCAGUCCCGCUGUGCUGGCGCGGUGCGGGCAGCCCGGCCGGUGCGGUUCCUUCGCUUCGCCUGGCUCCCAAAGGCACCGAGACAGCGGAGAGACUCCCGGCCGCCCGGCGCGUGAGAGACAGCACCCGGCCGAGGCUGGUGCAGAGCCGCAGCCGCUUUGUGUCGCCCGGGGAGCUGUAAUGUUUUCUUCUUCCUCCACAAGAUUUUAAGUAUUGAGAUUCUGAAGAACAAACGUGAAGGAUGCCAUCUGAGAGGUGCCUCAGUAUUCAAGAAAUGCUGACAGGUCAGAGGCUUUGCCAAUCCAGUUCACAUAAUGAUGCUGUCUUGGCGGCCCUGAACCAACAAAGAAGUGAUGGUAUACUGUGUGACAUCACCCUCAUUGCAGAAGACCAGAAAUUCCAUGCACAUAAGGCAGUACUUGCAGCAUGCAGUGAUUAUUUCCGAGCAAUGUUCAGUCUCUGUAUGGUUGAGAGUGGAGCUGAUGAAGUGAAUUUGCAUGGUGUCACAAGCCUAGGUUUAAAGCAGGCCCUGGACUUUGCAUACACUGGACAGAUUCUGUUGGAGCCAGGAGUAAUCCAGGAUGUGCUAGCAGCUGGUAGUCACCUGCAGCUGUUGGAGCUCCUCAGUUUAUGUUCUCACUAUCUCAUCCAGGAAUUAAAUAGCUUUAAUUACUUGGACCUGUAUAAGCUCGCUGACCUCUUCAACCUCACUUUGCUGGAGAAGGCAGUGGUUGACUUCUUAGUUAAACACCUCUCUGAGCUGUUGAAGAGUCACCCGGAGGAAGUCCUGACUCUCCCAUACUGUCUCCUUCGAGAGGUCCUGAAGAGCGACCGACUCACUUCCCUUAGCGAAGAGCAAAUCUGGCAGCUAGCUGUGAGGUGGUUGGAACACAACUGCCGCUAUCAGUACAUGGAUGAACUUCUCCAGUAUGUCCGCUUUGGCCUUAUGGAUGUGGAUACACUACAUACUGUAGCCCUUUCUCAUCCUCUUGUCCAAGCUAGUGAAACUGCGACAGCACUUAUUAAUGAGGCCUUGACAUACCACCAGAGCAUCUAUGCACAGCCAGUUUGGCAGACCAAACGGACGAAACCUCGCUUCCAGUCGGACACUCUUUACAUUAUCGGUGGGAAAAAACGUGAGAUUUGUAAAGUAAAAGAACUCCGGUACUUCAAUCCAGUAGAUCAGGAGAAUGUUCACAUAGCGGGGAUUGCAAACUGGAGUGAACUGGCUCCCAUGCCUGUUGGGAGAAGUCACCACUGUGUAGCUGUCAUGGGAGACUUUCUGUUUGUAGCUGGUGGAGAGGUUGAGCAUGCCACAGGCCGCACUUGUGCGGUAAGGACUGCCUGUCGGUAUGACCCCCGUAGUAACUCUUGGGCUGAGAUAGCUCCAAUGAAGAACUGCCGGGAACAUUUUGUAUUGGGAGCUGUGGAUGAGAACCUCUAUGCGGUAGGGGGACGAAAUGAACUGCGUCAAGUUUUGCCUACAGUCGAGCGGUAUUGUCCCAAGAAGAACAAGUGGGCCUUUGUUCAGUCCUUUGACAGAUCCCUUUCAUGUCAUGCAGGAUCUGUGGUGGAUGGACUUCUUUGGAUAUCAGGAGGAGUAACAAAUACUGCACAAUACCAGAACAGGCUAAUGGUAUAUGAUCCUAAGCAGAAUAAGUGGAUAAGCCGAAGCCCCAUGUUACAGAGGAGAGUGUACCAUUCCAUGGCUGCUGUCCAAAGGAGACUUUAUGUUUUAGGCGGGAAUGAUUUGGACUACAAUAAUGAUCGGAUUCUUGUACGCCACAUAGACUCUUAUAACAUAGACACUGACCAAUGGACGCGCUGCAGCUUCAACAUGUUGACAGGUCAGAAUGAAUCUGGCGUUGCUGUCCACAAUGGAAGAAUAUAUUUAGUUGGCGGCUAUUCUAUUUGGACAAAUGAGCCUUUGGCAUGUAUCCAGAUAAUCAUUUUAGGGUUCCAAAAAAAAGGAAUCUGCAGUUUGGCAUGGCAUAUUGGACAGUUGUUCUAUACCAAAGUGUGAUGGAUCAGAGGAGAUCAGUAUCCUGAAUUCAGUAAUAGAGGAAAUAUAUUAAAAAGGAUAAGAGGGAGAAUAGGAAAUUACCACUUCAGUCAGAAUGGGAGAUCUCCUUGAUAUUCAGGAACCUGAGACUUGCUUGCUUGCUCGCUCCCUCCCUCCCCCCAGGACAACAGAGAUGAGGAACCUGAAAGACCCAAAAGGGUUUCAAUACAAGAGCAAGCGAAGUUUGGCUGAGGGGCAAACAAGGAUCGAAUGGCAUGGCACCUAAGAAUAUAAGAGCGGCCAUACUGGCUCAGACCAAUGGUCCAUCUAGCCCAGUAUCCUGUCUUCCGAAAGUGGCCAAUGCCAGGUGCUUCAGAGGGAAUGAACACAACAGAUCAUUCCCACUCUGAAUGAGAAGGAAGCAGUCAGGCCAUUCUAUCCUGAUCAAAACUAAGAACAGGAACUAUCAACUAUCACCAACAGUACUACUGUCUUUUUUCUCUCUGUUUUUCCUCCCCCCCCCCCCCAAAAAAAGUACUCAAUAUAUUUAUCCUUCCUUCCACCCCAAUUUAUUUGGGAUAAUACUAAUUUGCAAGGCUGAUUUUCUUCUUUUAUAAAUUUGGAGCUGUACUCAACCCUGGGUUAUGUUGGGUUCCUGGUCUUGGCAGAAAGUCAUCCUACAGAGGAUCCUGGCAGUACAAAACUUAGCCAGCUCAUGCUUCAAGAGGGGGCCUAACGCUGGCUAACACAGUUGCAAACUGGAUGGUACUGGCUGGGAAUGUGCCUCUACCACUCUCUGCAGUGUAAUAAACCUACCUACUUGAAUGAAAAGUGCUCAGGAGAAGCAACUCAAUGUCACAUACUUCAGUGCUCUUGGUUCUUUGAAAUACUUGAAGGAUGAAAGCCAGAACUGAGGCCAGGCGAGGAGGAGGGGCGUUACCUUUGAACUGGAGGAAACAUCCACCAGAUUUCCAAGGACAAAGUAUCCAGAACAGUGUGACCUUGAAAACAGGCCUCCAAAAUAUUUUAAGAAUUCUUAGUCAAUUAUUUUAUUUCUUACAUGCUUUCUGGUUGAUUAAAACCCUAAGAACUUUAACUAUUCACAGUCAAUAUGGUUUGAAGUUAUAUUAACACAGUUGCUACUACUUCAUCUUUGCCAACAUUAUAUUGCAAAGGGACAGACAACCUCUACCUCUGCUCAGCCAGAAUAAAUACAGCAGGCUCAAAUAUAACAUGGGUCACAAAGACAACUGGUAACUGACACCCUAGGGCAGGAAUGAAUUUUGACAUCAAGCACAUUUUAAGUGUUCCAACUUGAUGACCUCAGUUAUUGUUUUUCACCAAGAGGAUGCAAGAAUCUGAACCAUAGUUAGUCUGAAAUUAGGAAUCAGUUUAUUGAAAUAUAAAGACAACCCUUUGAUUUUAUGAGCUCAAGAGAAAAUAUAUGUAGUACAAUAACAUAACAUUGCAUUUCCUCAUCAGGUAAUACAAUAACUUAUGGAGCAUGCAAAAUAACUUUCCAGGUAUCUAACACUAGCUUAAAAAAAAAUAUUGCCCAUGAGGAAUAAGGCCUGCUUUACAUUGGUAUAGCCACGUCUCUCAGGGGUAUGAAAAAUCUACACCUGAGAAACGUAGCUAUAUCAACAUAAUCGCCAGUAUAGACAGCACUAGAAUUCUUCCCUUGACCUAGCUACCGCCUCUUGGGGAGGUGGAGUGCCUGCGCUGAUAGGAGAACCCAUGGAGACAGUGUGUACACUGAAGUGGUGCAGCUGCACCGCUGUAGCAUGUUAAGUGUAGACAUGUCCUAAGAAUAAAUCAGUUAAUAAGUGCAACAUUACAAAAAGUUCCAGUGAAACUGAGUACAAGGCAUUACAGUACAUGCUCCUCUGGAUCUGUCAGCCUGUGCAAUGUUAAUUUGUCCCCCUCCCCGGUGUGUAUGCAUGAUGAUACAGUGUUUGUUUAUACAAUCACAUACUACUUUUCCUCCAGCCCCUGUUCCCAUCCCCGUUGGCUCCCAGUCACAAUCUUACUCCCCAGGCUCCUCAACUUGUCUCAGGUCUGGUCUACACUAGGAAAUUAGGUCAGUAUAACUACUUUGCUCCAGGGUGUGAAAAAUCCACAUACGUGAACAAUGCAGUUAAACCGGCCUAACCACCCAGUGUAGAAAGCACUAGGUUGACAGGAGAAUUCUCCCAGCAACCUACCUACCCGCCUCCCGGGGAGGUGGAUUACCUACGCCGACGGGAGAACCCCUUCGUCUUCACUGAAGCGCUAUAGCCAACUAGCUGCAGUAAUGCUGCUGAAAUGGUUUACAUGUAGACAAGCCCUUAGUCUACCUUGCUCCAACUCUUCCCUGCUUCAUCUCAGCUAGAGCUGGUCAGGAAUUUUUCAAUGAAAUGGGUUAAAUCACAAAAUGCUGAUUCCUUGAAACCAAAACUUUUAGUGGGAACUUAUCAGUUUUGACAAAACUUUUGUUGGGAAUGUUUCUCAGGUGCAGGAUGGAAUUUCUGGUCAAACCCAGAGAAAAAGCGUUCCUCCACAGAAUAACCAAUAGUCCAAUGGUUAGAGAACUCAGGAAUGUAGGAGACCCAGGUUCAAGUAACUGCUCUGUCUGAUUUAAAACAUGGACUUACACUUGGUUCUCCCACAUUCCAGGUGAGUGCCCUAACCACCAGGCUAUUAGGUAUUCUGGGGUGGAUGGUGGGGGUCUUUCUCUGUUUUUUUUGCCAAAUAAAUAAAUAAAAAUUAAAAAGAAAUUUAAAAUCUCUGUUUUGGAACAGGAAAAUUUUUGAAAUCUCAAAAAUGUUAAUAGGCCCGGAAAACUGUUUCCCACCCACCUCUACUCCCAGUCGCCACUCUCCCUGGUUCCUUGCCCAACCAGUCCCAGACGCUCCCUGGGUCUGAUCUCAAGCCCUCAACCCACCGGCUCCCAGUCCCCAUCUCCCCUACCUGCCUCCCAGUUUCUUUGUCCAGCAAGCCCCAGUCUUUCCUACUCCAACCCAUUGUUCCAGUUUCCCCUCUCCUACCAUCCUUCUUUUUCUCUCCUACAUCAAAGCUCCUUGUUCUAAUCUAUUCCCUAUGCCUGCCAGUCUGGCUCUUACCUCUCUGCUAUAGAAUCAACCAGCUUUUUCCUCCAUGCUGUCUGAGCCAGUGGGAAGGUACUGAGAACACGAGACAGGAUCUCUGUUCCAGUGUCCAUAAGUAGUCCAGAGCAGCAAUCACAAGGAAAGUCAUGCUCAGCCCCAGGAUGGAUGGAAUCUUUGGGGAAUUUAGCUGUCUAGCAAGUUUCUACUGAGCAUGUGUGAACUGUGAUUUUCCAAUUGCUUAUAAUUUAGCCAAAUUUGGGGAGAUUUUUUCUGACAAAAAAGCCACCCUAGUGCCAAAGUUCAAGUCCCGUCUCCAAAGUAUAGAGGCAUUAGAGUGUCUCAAAGAAAAGGUCACCAGAAUUUUUUUAAAUGGGCAAGCCAAUGUAUUUUUCCCUAGCCUCAUUCUCGGAUUUUUCUGAAAUUUUCCAGAUAUAUUUAACCUGAGGCAAAAACCCAGCAUGUAAAAUUUCAGCCCAAAAGUUAAAAUUUGGCAAACUUAUAAGCAACUGGAAACAGGGUCUUAUAAUGGAAAGUGUCAAACAACCUUAAUAAUAGGCAGUGCUAGUAGACUUAUCUAUAAUAAUAAAUAAUAGAUUAUAACACCACCACCUUCACUAAACACUUAUAAAGUGCUUUUCAUUGGUAGAUCUCAAAGCACUUUACAGAGGUGGGUGGAAAUAUUAUGCCAACAUUACCUAUUAAGUAACUGAGGCAUUGAGUGGUGAAGUGAUUUGCCCACAGUUAGAGUCAACAGCAGUGCUCUAAGUAGAUCCUGAUCUUCUGCCUCCCAGUCCAAUGCCCCAUCAAUGAGCCAGACUACCUCUGAUAUUAUCUGUCACAUUAAUUAGAGGUUACAAUACAGUAUCUAGUUUCUCAAGGAUUUGAUUGAGGGAAGUAGGCAGUAAGUUUAUUUGGUGUUUGGGGAAGAGUACUUUAAGAUAGUUUUGUGGUGUUUUAAUUGUUAAAUUCAAGCUGCUGCGCAUGUGCUCAGAGGCUAAGAAGGGUAAAUUUUAAAUGAAUAAAUAAUGGCCCCAAUGCAAGACAUUUGCCUUCUCUUCUGUUCUUAAUCGUGUCUGCUCCCAGUUCACAAGGACCAGGAUCUCUGAUGAACUAUUCAACGGAGUCCUGAACCGAGGUUCAUUUCAGAGUCUCUAUUCUCCCUGCUGUUUUCCAGCCUGCACAUUCAGGAAGUAAUAGACCAAAAAUAAAAAUAUUUGCACUGCUUUAUCUUUUUCCCACUUCAACCUCAUUUAAAAUAAAACUGAAAUAAACCAACAUAAUAAUGUACUUGACAUGAACUCUUUUCACACAGAAGUCACUAAAAAUGUAAAUCCUGUAGACAUUCCAUUCAUCGCCUGUUUAUUCAUCUAACAAAAAACAAAAACAAAACAAAAAAAAGACAUGCCACCUGAAAAUUAUGCUCUUAGCUGGUCUGUAUAAUCCGUGUUCUCAUUACAAUUAUCCUCAUUUCCCCCACCUUCUGAUGUUUGCUACAGGCAACUAUUGCAUCUUGACUUAAUUUAGAUUAAAAGCUCUUUGGAGCAGGGACUGUCUCUUAUGUGUUUGUACAAUUCGCAGCACAUGGGGCCCAGAUCCAGACUGAAGGCUGUGUGUGCUCUACUCCAAUAUAAACAAUAAUAAUAAUUAAUACCAUUGUUCCCCCAUGGCUUAUUUGGGAAGAAGUUAAGUCUAGAUAUCUACAAACUGGCUUACUCCUUUUUCAGGCCUUACUUUAUGACAUGCGCAGUGGUCUUCCGCAGAUGUAAGGUCUGUGGGAUGGUAAUAGAAUUGCAUAAUGCCAGCAGCAUGGGAUGCUGUCCAGUUCCUGGAGAAGAUGGUGAAGGAGGGAGAAAGCGCCCAAAAUACUGCUGAAUAACGCUUCCUAGCAGUUGGUUCAAAUAGGCACCUUGAGUUUGGGACUGACAGCAUAUAAAGGACAAGCCCUGUGGAAAGUAAAAAAAAAUUAACAAGUAUAAAUAUAAAAAAGUGUCCAACAUCCUCCUAACUGCAACAGUUUCUGAUGCCUAAAGCUGUGUGUGAGCUAUUGCUGCAUGCAGAAUGGUAACUGUGGCUCACACGUUCACUGCAUAACAGCAUCUGAUGAAGAGGGUUUUAGCCCACGUAAGCUUAUGCCCAAAUAAAUUUGUUAGUCUCUAAGAUGCCACAAGGACUCCUUGUUGUUUUUGCUGAUACAGACUAACAUGGCUACCACUCUGAAACCUGCAUAACUAGGGAAUGUCAAUGCUUUGUAAAGCACAUUGUGAUACUGGAGUACGAAAGGCACCAAGCGAAGUUAAAUAUUGUUCCUAUUAAUGCCAUAAUAGAAAAAGUAACUCUGAGAAUAAAGAUCUGAUAGGAGAGUGUUGGGUAUGACAUGAAACAAGUUUGUUUGAGUUAGACACCAGCUAUACUGGAUUUUUGGGUAGGGGGAUAGGGAGGUUGUUGCACCAGUUUAAGGCAACGCUUCCUUCAGCGCAACUUAUCCUGGGUAUAUCACUUUCUGUUUUGCACUGGUACAGGCUAUCUAUUGGUAUACCUACAAUGUUUAAUUACACUGGUGCAGGUACCCCUAAUCUGGACAAGUCCUUAGAAGUGAAAACAAACAGCGGAGAGAUGGGAACAUCAAUGGAAAACCAAUUCUGAGAGAGGCCUCCGAUCACUACUGUAAUAGUGAGUUUAUAUUUGCUGCAGGAUGGCCAAAGUUCUGUUUUCCUACAAUUUUGAGUUUCCUUGUGAGACAAUCCUUCAGGAUAGGAUUAUAGCAAGGACUGGGCUGUCACUUCUUCCAUAGUGCUUCUACAGCAACCAAGUGUAAAUGACACCAUCCUGGCCUCUACACAGGGAAGGAACUGGUCAUUUUCUCCUAAUGGGGGCACUAAGGUUGAUGAAAUAGGGCUGCAAAGGUGUUUUUCCUUACCUGUUCUACUCAAAUGAUCAUGUUGAUUCUAUAACAGUUAUAUACAAGGUGUACCCCUAUCUUAUACCAACUCAAGAAGAUACAUACUGAAACUGACCAGGAUCACAUCAAUUUCAUUUUGUCCUGGCAAUAAGCUAGUUAUAAAUUUGACUGCUAAAAUUAUAUCAGUGGCAGAGGCAUAUGUGAGAAUGAAGAAAAUAUUGUAUACAACCUACAUUUAUAUAGGGGAAGAGCCAAAUUCACACUGCAGUGUUCUGGUUCUAUAGUCUAGAUAAGUUUUAAUAUUUUUCAGCUUCCAAAAUCUGCUCUGUUAUUUUUGGCACAGCAUAUUCUUCAAAUCUGAUUUUAUAUUCUAAAUUUUGCAGACAGCUGGUCACAAAUAGUAAAAACUGAAAAAUGUUGAAAUUUCAAAGUUGUUUUUAUUUCAGUGUCACUUUUUUAAAAAUUGAGUUUAAACAAAACCUAUUGAAAUAUUAUUUACCAGAACCCAAGACAAAAAAUGGUAAAUGAUAUCUUGAUUAUUAUUUUUUAAUACAAAAAAUGAAACAAUUCAAUGUAAACAACUUUUGGUGAAAAUGUUUAAUUUUUGAAAAAGGCUAUUUUUUUUCAAUGAAAAAUUAUACCAGCUCUAAUUUUGGAUGUAAAAUAUACACACCUACACACGCAAAAAUUAAAAGCAGAAAAAAGAAAUUAAAAGUCAUUUCAGUGGCAAGUAUCCGAACAAAGUUAGCUCCCUAAAGAAGCUCAUGAUGGUGGUGUCAAGACACUAUACAAUAAUUCAUUAUUGCUUCUUUUCUUGCUGCCUCUUUCCUCGUGGUGGUUUAUUUUACAGAGUAAGGUGAAAAAUCAUUAGACAUACGUAAAAAAAAUUGUAGCAGAUUGCUUUUUUACGUUGGUCAUGUUGUAACCAAAAUCCACUAAAAAACACAAUGAAUAAACUAGGCAGCAAAUGUCUGCCCAAUGAGUGAGCUGAAUAAUGUCUUAGGGAAAUUAAUAUAUAUUAUUAAUAAUAUAUUAAUAUAUGUGAAGGAAAAAAAAUCCCCUACCUGUGUAAUAGGUUUCUGUGAGAGUAGUUCCAUCACAAUAGGUGCUCCUCCCUUCACUGGUGACUGACAGGAAGGAUGAGUUAGAGGGGGAAAAAAGAUAGCCCUAUCCUGUCACAAAGUGUCAUAAUGGAGAGUGCACUCAGAAACCAGAAAAAGAAACUUCCUUGGAAUUCACACACUAAUAGGUUGAUCAAACAAACUUCUUGACAUUUUCUGGAACUGAGAGUCAUUUUUCUGGAGAACAGAUGUUUUGGUUCCAUUCUCAGGGAAGAGAGAAAUCCAGAAACUCAAAAACCAAGGAGCUUAAGGACCUGUCUGACAGAUAGAUGUUGCCUGAGGAUAACUCAAACACCACUGAAAGAAUGUUUUAAGUGUAUCUUAUGUGAAAUACAUGCAGGUUGUUAUUGAAGUUUAUUUAUUAUGGUCUUGUAUCUUCUGAUGAGAUACUGCACUAGAUGUACAUGGAAGAUUGCUUCUUGUGGCACAGCUGUUAAUAAGACUUAAGAGAUUCCAUAUUGAAUUCCCUUUAUUCCAAAAACUAGCACAGCUACCUGCAAUCUAAGAUUACUCUCAAGUCUCCUGAAUGCUUCAACAUUAGAAACAGGAGAGAAAAGACAUUCAUCUAGCUGAGCUGAGGGACAGGAAGACCACCACAUAACUUGGGAGUAUAGGAUACACUUGUUUACAGCUUCUCCUUUCCACAGGCUGAAGAAAUAAUAAUAUUAGCAACAUUUAUUAUUAUUAUUAAAGGAUUAGAUGAGGGAACGCUCCUUGAGCUUGAGAGAAACAAGGCAAAUUCUCAGAGCAGCCAGGUGAAAAGACAAAAAUAAUCCACUUGGCUGAUGGUAUGUUUUCUUAUUCUUAGGAAAUGGGUAAUUCUGCUUCUAAACAUAUUUAGCCAUCCUAACGAAGACAAUACCAAAAAGUGUGCCUUUACUGAAUGACAGGGAUGGAAGCGAUUGUUUGUUCUGAAGUUCAGUGACAUACUCCACUGGCUAAAAAUUUAACAAAAAUGUUGACAAAGUUGAAGUAGCAUCACGGAUUCUAGGUCAUCAGUAGCCAAAAUAAUAUGAUGCAUCUUCUGAAGAAAGGAAAAAAAAGUCUCCUGAGGAGAAGUGCAUGCCAGCAUCAUCUCCUCACUUAAGCAGAGUGGCAAUAGAUUUUUGUGUGCACUAACAGCAGGGACAAUUUGUGCCAGGAAAUGCUUCUUUCUUCUGAUUCAUCUAUCUAUCUGUCAAUCACCUAUGAAGAGAGAAGGACCUUUUAGUAUGGACUGCUGGUACUAUUCACUGCAGAAACACCAAACUGUCUUAUGAUGACAUAUAAUGUCAGUCCUGCUGAUGGAAUAAAUCUGUUCACCAAUUAAUGUUGUACAGUGCCUAUUAAAUACAUGCUAUAAUUCA
Chrysemys picta bellii (western painted turtle) is the source of this 10685-nucleotide messenger RNA. The record is from RefSeq and is a predicted model, not a curated record. NCBI's taxonomy places the organism in Eukaryota, Metazoa, Chordata, Testudines, Emydidae.